Molecule: messenger RNA, 1421 nt
Organism: Halichondria panicea
Lineage: Eukaryota; Metazoa; Porifera; Demospongiae; Suberitida; Halichondriidae
Product: probable serine/threonine-protein kinase kinX
Exons: 4
Coding region: 154-1299 (381 amino acids)
Biological process (GO): protein phosphorylation
Molecular function (GO): ATP binding; protein serine/threonine kinase activity
Source: RefSeq, a predicted model, not a curated record
AAUUAUAAGGUCAAAGUUCAUGGACAUAGUCCAGGCUCGGUUAAAACAAAGAUACUGUGUAUAAUUAUAGCUAUAGUACAGUGCAAGUGAAGAUCUACACUCCAGUGUCAUGCAUGGUAUACUAUCUGCUCAAUAGUAUAGUAAUACAGAACGAUGUCUCUCACAGUAAAUGAUCUCAUGGACGUCUACAAGAUCACAUUUGGAGUUCGGAACAAGUGGCGCAAUGUCUUACUUCUACUGAGUAUCAACAAUACUACAAUCGACAGCAUUGGUGUGAGAUGGCGUGAAAAUCCUGAUGAUUGCUAUCGUGAGGGAAUUUUGGAGUGGCUGAAAGGUGGGAAUAGAAGUUGGAGGGAUUUGAUGGUAGCUUUGUCUGGUCCAAUUGUGGGUCACAGCGACAUAGCCAAGGCAAUUGAGAGACAUCGAAUUCAGCGUCGUGUUGAUCCUCUACCUCCCCACCAGAAAAUGAAUGAAGAUUUGCUAAUUUUUACAAACGAAAACAUUGGUGCUGGUGCAUUCGGGGCAGUUUUCAAAGGACUCUACAAAAGCAACCCUUGUGCAGUGAAACUUUUACAUCAUGUUACUAUUCAGAUGCAAACCAACCUUCCAGCUAGUACAGAGGCAACAGAGAGAGGUAUGGAAGCUCUUCAGCGUGAAUUCGAGCUUCUGAAAUCAUUUCAGCAUCCAAAUGUUGUCGAGUACUUAGCGACGUGUAACCAUCCCAAAUCUGGUGGAACAGUUCUCGUUGUUGAGCUCAUGGAUUGCAGUCUAAGAUCCUAUCUGUCCCGUCUUGGUGAAGAGUCCCUCACUAGCGAAUGUGAAGUUAGCCUUUCUAACGAUGUUGCUUCUGGCCUUGCAUAUAUUCAUAGUAAGCAGAUAAUCCACCGUGACCUUUGUAGCGAUAACGUGUUGCUAAAUCUCGCUCAAAUUCCUUUGGCAAAAAUCUCUGAUUUUGGAAACUCUCGGCUGUUUGAUCCCGACCAACUUAGCUCUACCCUUGCAGCCGUUAGCCACAGAAUGGGGUUCCUUCCUCCCGAAGCUCUCAGAAUGGAUGAUGAUAAUUAUGAUCAAAGCCUGGAUGUGUUCUCCUUUGGGGUGGUCAUUGUUCAAAUUGUUCAUAAGCGACCGACUAUCAAAUCAGCUAAGGAUCGAUCAUAUUAUUUUGGCCAGACACCUCUCACACACAAGUUAAGACCACUUAUUGAUGGCUGCUUGCAAAAAGACGUAAAAAGAAGACCGUCUGCCAGAGAGCUUUGUAUUGAGCUGGGGGGGCUCUUGAAAGAGAUGCAGCCAUCCUGACACCUAUUGCUAUGUUUAGCAUAUUAUGGCGAGACCAAUUUAGCUGGAUAUAGACUCUGAACAAAUGAUGCAAUUCGGAAUACUUGCCAUUUCCAUUUUUCAAUCAUUACUAAUUAUUAUGA